UACUCUUGGAGCAUAUAUGGUAACUAAGGGUGCAAAAUGGUGGACUCUGAAAGACAGGGAGAUGAGUUUUCUAGAUACCACUUCAUAGAAGGCUUUGCUGCCUAGCUGCGAAGAGUGUGAUCAGCAGACACUUCUGAUGACAACUAAAUGUCAGAUCCUUCAGGGUCUGCCUCAACUGCAGAGAACUGCCUCACCUAAGGGGAUGGCUUUCCUGGACAGCCCACACCAGACGACUGAGCAAGGCAGGGUUUAAUGGUCUAGCCAUUUCCACCUGACCCAGAGACAGUGCCACAAUCACUCCAGAGCUCUCCAUGAGUUGACCAAGGCUUUGUUGAACCUGCAUUGCAGUCCGACUUUUCUCUCUGCUCACUCCUGUUUCUCCUCUCUUCCUUUCACAGGAGUUAAUUACUAAUAAGCAUCUUUGUACCUCAACGUCUGUCUCAUGUCUGGUUCAGGAGAACCCUAACGUUUAUUUCACAAAUAGAAAUGAAUCCUGCACUAUAGUUGGUGCUGAGGCAAGAAUACUUGUUUUUAAAAGUUUUCUAUGCUCAGAGAAUAUAAUUUGAUCCUAGCAUAACUAGUGUAUGGCAAAGGAACUGUUUUGUUGAGGAUUUUUAAUGUAUUCAUCAUAGCUUUCAAUGUGGUAUACUUUUACUUCUCUCCUAGUCUUCAAUCUUAAGGAAAAACACUGUAAUUUUAUUUUACCAAAAACAUAAGAAAUUUUCUUCCAAUGUAGUUUCUGUCUUCCCUCUAAAACAGAAUUGAGGCAUUGUCUAGUAACAAGGUGGGGAAAUCAGUUUCCUCAACAGGAAACAUAGUUUCUAUUGGUCACCUCCCUCAGCUGUUUACUGAGAAGAAUUUUUUUGAUUUCAGUUACGGUAAAGCUCUUUGGAUUUUAGCCAAAUUCUCUGAGUUCAAAAGUACAAAGCUCUUUAGGAGGCUUGCUCUUUUUAAAUAUUUUUUCAGAGGUUAAAAAUUAAAUUUCAAAAGACUAUCCAGGGUAGAGAAGAGACCCUGAAAGCCUCCAAGAUGAAGCUUGCUCAUGUUAUUUUGUUAUUUUUGUGCUUCUACAAAAGUUUUUGCAAGGAUACAGAUGAAAAUCAAGAACAAUGGACAAAGAAACCACAGCUUCCUUCGACAUCAUACAUACCUCAAAAGGAUCUGCUAGACAACAAGUGCCUAAUUGAAAAAUACACACAUCUCUCCUGCAAAAAAGUCUUCUGUCAACCAUGGCAGAAAUGCAUCGAUGGGACCUGUAUCUGUAAACUCCCUUAUCAGUGCCCAAAGAAUGGUACCUCAGUGUGUUCAACUAAUGGGAAAAGCUACCUAACUUACUGUCAGCAGAAGAGUUUUGAAUGUCUUCAGCCAACGGCAAAGUUUUUAAAUAGUGGAACAUGCAUAGCUGAAGGACAAUUUAGUGUUUCCUUAAAGUAUGGAACUACCACUUCUGAGGGAAUUGUUGAAGUAAAACUUGUAGACCAAGAUAAGAAAAUGUUCAUAUGUAAAAAAGCCUGGAGCAUAGUGGAGGCUAAUGUGGCCUGUCUUGAACUUGGAUUUCAACAAGGUGCUUUGGAGGCUCAAAAAAGUUUUGAAGUUCCUGAAGAUCUCCAUAUAAAUUCUACCGAAUGUCUGCAUGUGCAUUGUCGAGGAUUAGAAACUAGUUUGGCUGAAUGCACUUUUAUUAAGAGAAGAACUAAAAAUUACCAGGAUUUAGCUGGUGUGGUAUGUUACACACAGAAUACAGUUUCUUCAGCAAAUGACUCCUUUCGUUGUGUGAAUGGGAAAUAUAUUCCUCAAAAGAAAACCUGUAAUGGUGUCAAUGACUGUGGAGACCAAAGUGAUGAGCUGUGCUGUAAAGGAUGCCGAGGCAAAAGUUUCCUUUGUAAAUCCGGUGUUUGUAUUCCAAAUAAGUAUAAGUGCAAUGGUGAGCUGGACUGCAUUACAGGAGAAGAUGAAAUUGGUUGUAAAGGUGAACGGCGUAUUGAUCUGACACAUGUAUCAGGAGAUGAUGACCACAGACCUGAACAUUCUGAAAUUAAAGAAGAAACAGAACUUUUGACUGCUAAUAUGGAUGCAGAACGAAAACGGAUAAAGUCACUUCUCCCUAAACUAUCCUGUGGAGUUAAACCCAUCCGGCCCACUCGAAGGAAACGAGUUGUCGGAGGAAAGCCAGCAGAAGUGGGAGACUUCCCGUGGCAGGUGGCAAUUAAGGAUAAUGAGAAAAUCAACUGUGGAGGAAUUUAUAUUGGAGGCUGUUGGAUUCUAACUGCUGCACACUGUGUCAGUGUCAGUAAAGCUCACCAUUACCAAAUAUGGACAUCAUUUCUACAUCUGUUAAGACCUGAGGAAGAGCUAGUUGUUCAGCUAGCAAAUAAAAUUAUUAUCCAUGAAAACUACAAUGGAAGCAGCUAUGAAAAUGACAUAGCUUUGAUUGAAAUGAAAAAACACUCAAAGAGAAAAGAAUGUGUGCUGCCUAAUUCUGUCCCUGCCUGUGUCCCCUGGUCUCCAUAUCUAUUCCAGCCUAAUGACAGAUGCAUUAUUUCUGGCUGGGGCCGAGAAAAAGCAUAUGCUAGGAUUUCACUGAUGAAAAAUAUGGACACAGUCAUCAAAGAGUGCAGAGGCUGGAAGAUUGAAAGACAAAGACCAGUUCUCAAGGGACUUGCAGUCCAGAGGAGGCAUCAGAUAUGAAUGUCACCAUCAGACAGCAGAAUGGGACAGAUAACCAAAAAGUCUAUUCACUUCAGUGGGGUGAAGUUAAGCUACUAGACAACUGCUCCAAGUUUUACCCCGGUCGCUACUUU
Messenger RNA from Felis catus (domestic cat), 2801 nucleotides. RefSeq names its product complement factor I (gene CFI). Gene Ontology annotation, molecular function: protein binding; serine-type endopeptidase activity. Gene Ontology annotation, biological process: proteolysis. Lineage: Eukaryota; Metazoa; Chordata; Mammalia; Carnivora; Felidae. The record is from RefSeq and is a predicted model, not a curated record. The coding region runs from base 1030 to 2688 and encodes 552 amino acids. Gene Ontology annotation, cellular component: membrane. The transcript has 15 exons.